Molecule: messenger RNA, 2431 nt
Organism: Dreissena polymorpha
Lineage: Eukaryota; Metazoa; Mollusca; Bivalvia; Myida; Dreissenidae
Exons: 6
Coding region: 102-1841 (579 amino acids)
Source: RefSeq, a predicted model, not a curated record
UUUAUCAAACGAAACAAGGACAUAAUUGUUUUCAACUUCCAGUGUUAGCAUUAAAACUCAGAGUAUUACUGAGUAAACAAGUCGAAUUACAAAGAAAAAUCAUGUUGUGUAUCAUUCUUGUUUUGUUAGAUAUACUUUCCAGCGUUAACGGAAAGCGUUCGAGUGCAUAUGGAAAGCAAAGCAUGACCAUUUCAAACAAGCUACAACGAUUCAAUAUAUCGUGUACAGAUGGGCUCAUUAUGCUAACACGUAUAUAUAGGCUUCGAGAAGUCGGUAGCGGCCCACAUGAAAAUUCCUCAAUGUGUUUGAACCAACAGUACGAUGUUUGCAUCAACAAUUCCGACGAUCAGGUUGAUAGAUACAGGAAGUUCAUACUUGCAAGAUGUUCCUUUUAUCCAUCGUGUUCAUUGAUGCCGAUCGGGCUUUAUACAUUCAACAUCCGCAUAACAUACAUAUGUGUACCAGAACAAAGAGUAAUAGACAUUUGUGGUGGCUUAUCAACGGGUCUGAACAUCGGUGAUCAACGACAUCUGGUUCUGCUGAACACGGCGCCAUCUGGAGCAUGCGUCUGUACAAUCAACGGCUCCGCUGAAGUUGUACUGCGUGACUUUUUUACAAUAAAAAAUCUAUCCAAUGCGCCUUAUGAUCAGUCCGAUAGUAAACUAUGGUUGGGUAAAGCACUCUUCGACAGCAGAUAUAAUUCCAGCAUCGUUCAUGGCGAUUUUUCUUUCAUGAAUGUCUUCGGUAUCAUCUUCAGUUUCAAUAACAUCAUCCAGCGUCUUUGGUUGAGAGUCACCGCCAAAGAUAACGGAACUUACAUCAGGUGCGCAGACUUGACCACGAACAUGACAACCAACUCUAUGUCAACAGGGAUUACAACUGCAAUUACUUCAUACCCUACACAUACUAAAACAACCGUCAACGAGCACAAUCCCGCUAUGAAUGCAGUCACUAUUCAACAAGAUUUACAAAGAACUAAAUACCCACCAAUGUCCCCGGUGACUUCGUCUGAACCUUUCUCAUCAAACAGUCGCAAUACAACAACUCUUGGUACUUUUUUAUUGGGAACACCCAAUACAAGCACAUCCCUAAUAAAGUACGUCGCGUCUGGUUCUGUCGUAGUCGUUGUUGUGGUGGUUGUCUUCGGUUGUAUACUAAUCGUCAAACAUAGGAGACAGAACUAUCAAAGACGGACAAAUUUGUUCGAAAACAAACCUAAAUCAGAAAGACGACUAACUUUAACUAUUAGCUCAUUUCGCAACGAAAACUUUGCAAAAGAUGGUAGGGUCGACAAUGACUAUGACUGUCAGACCGUUGACCACGUCCCUCGCAUCACCAGGGGAAGAGUUGAGUACGCCGUGUCAAUGCCACCAGAGAUUUACCACUACUCAAAGCCUGAUUCGAAAUCAAUGUCUAGCAAACAAUAUGCCAACUCCUUAGACAACACACAUGCGAAUGACGAAGAUGGUAUUUGUAACUCUCAUUUAAGGUUGCGUCCGAUAUUCAGAGAAAGUACAGACUUUUGCACUGGUAUCAAUGAUACUGAAAGAGCUAUCCGUGUUGCGCUUGAUGACGCUUACGAAACCCUUGAAAGAGACACUUUAUCCACAGUACACGUAUACAAUCAUAUGAUGUUUGGACGAAAGCAAACGGAGGUCAACAACGACAGUGGGGUGUUGUGUUCCGAUGAGUACUCACACAUUUCGGCGAAUGAUGUCGUAAAUAUUCAGGCCGACAGAUCUAGAGGACAGCCUUCAGACGCUUAUUGUUAUAUCGGCUUAAUUAAUGGUAACGAUCGAAAGCACUUGUCAAGUGAUGAUUACGAUCAUCUUGUUAUGUGACACAGGACUCCAAGAACAACCAACAUGGUAAAACGUUCACGGGUGUAAUUACAACAAUUGAUUGUAAUAGCACGUGAAAAUGUUCCAAAGCUUAACAAUUAAGAACAGAACUUUACGCUGACCUGUAAGCGAGGAGGUUGUUUUUUUUCUUUCACUAUGAACUGCGCUUUUUUAUCUUUCGAAAGUGCAUACCGGUAAAUGUCGAUAAGGUGAUAGUGGACCACAGUCGUGGGUUUGUGCUCAAACAAUAACGUUCAUAAAUACGUGUUUCAUUUCAUUUCAAGUGCUGCAGUGGAAAUAAAGUUUGUUAGGUCCCGGAGUCGAUUCCCAUUUAUUUCUUUAUUUAUUUUUAUUUAUCAAUAAAAUUAUUUAUUUUAAACACACCAAGUACUGGGUCUGUCCAGGAAAAAGACGCAUGAGUACUUUUUAAAUGCUUUUAAUGCAUUAAUCUGUUUGUAAAUACAUCGUUCUUUACUAUUUCUAUUACUAUUAAUAAAUGUUUUGUACACCAUGAUUGUAACGUGACUCAUUUGUGUGUGAUGAGUAAAUGUUUCACGUAACAAUUAAUAUAAUUUUACUUGAGUAUGAUG